Messenger RNA from Salvelinus namaycush (lake trout), 1677 nucleotides. Its product is annotated as protein asteroid homolog 1-like. The record is from RefSeq and is a predicted model, not a curated record. The transcript has 7 exons. NCBI's taxonomy places the organism in Eukaryota, Metazoa, Chordata, Actinopteri, Salmoniformes, Salmonidae. Bases 1 to 1677 code for a protein of 558 amino acids.
AUGGUAGCCCUCAUCACCAGCACCACCAUAGUAGCCCUCAUCACCAGCACCACCAUAGUAGCCCACAUCACCAGCACCACCAUAGUAGCCCACACCAAGACCACCACCACCAACAUGCAUCAUGGAGGGGAUUAUGAUGAUUUUGAGGACCAGGUCUGUGAGUUCUUUAAGGCUCUGAGAGAUUGUGGCAUUGACCCUUUUGUGGUUAUAGAUGGAGGCUCCGACCACACCGAUAAAAAGUUUGAAACUCUCCGACAACGAGUUCAAAGCAAGAUCAAGCAAGCCAACCACUUGCUUCAGGAGAGCGGUCUACUACCAGUCCUCGUCAAACAAGUCUUCAAACAGGUCCUCUCCAGCCUGAAGUGGCAGAACGUGUCUGUGCAAGGGGGGAGUUCUCAGAAUUACAUCCCCUGCAAGAGAUACACCACAACAAGCUUCUGCAGACAAGUCAACAUCAACAGACAGCUUCUCCCAGUCUUCGCUGCCAUCGCAGGAAACGACUAUGUCAACUUGCAUAACAUGGGCUUUUCCAUCAAGUUUGAAGACAACUCGCCGAUGGAACCCAAUCGGAAGCCAAGGGUUGACUUCUUCAACAGGUUGUUGAAAUGGCUGGCCCGUUUCCAGGAGCAGCAGGAGGCCUUGGACAAUGUGCCCAGACUCAUCGAUCCUAGGGACAACCAACACAACAUGGAUGCUGCAAUCCAGGCCCUCUCUCUGAGCAUAGAGACAUACCAGAUUCAACCCGGUUGCCUGGAGCGGUUCUUCAAUGAUGGCAAGGCGCCUGAUCCAGGCCUUCUCCCAGACCAUCUGAGUGUCCUUCCAGACUGGACCCUGCUGCCGUUGAUGAAGGGGACACUUCCCUCCUACAUGAUAUACAUUCUGCUGCUGAGGCCAGUAAUACAGGGUGUCCAAGUGGAAGACCACAGCUUACCCAGUGGGAACAUCACCUCUCGGCCCAUACGGCAGGUAUUCUACGGGCUGCUGCUGGGUGAGAGGAGGGAAGUGGAGGAGUACGACAGGGAAGGGAAGAACCUGACCAGCAGCAAGGUUGAAGCCAUCCUGCCCAGUGCUGCACAACAGCUUCUGCUGGACACACUGGAUCAGGCUCCACAUCCAGUGCGGCAGGAGGUGUUUUUGGAGACCCUUGGUGUGUCCCAGUCCACUUUGAAUGGUGUCCCACCUCAUCUGGGACUUCCUGUGGCUGUUACCUACUACUGGCGGAGGCACGCCCAUCCCCAACCAGACCUUCCUCUCCUGCAGGCCCUGCUACUAGGACUGGUGUACGGAGAGCUCUGCAGACAGAGGAAGAGCCAGAGAGGGUUUAUAGAGGAGGGACCAGUGUUGGAGAGGCUGAGAGGGCUGAUUCAGAGAGGUGCUAGGAGUCAGGACCUGGGUGUGACCCACGCCUUUAGCCAAUGGAAGCGCUGCAUGAGGGAUGGCCUUGACCUGAACCAACUGCUGUGCUUCCCUCUACUGGAGCCUCAGUGUGCCUGGCUGUACAAGGGAACUCUGGUGCACCAGCUUGUGGGCCAACUGAGAGGGGGGGUGACCCCGGAUUCUCUCCUGAUGGAAGACCCUUUCUCUGGGCAGCUGUACAGAGCCAUGCUGGUAAUCAUCAUGGAAGGUAAUCCUAUUGAGGACGAUCAGGGUUGGACUGUAGUCAAGAAAAAGAGCUGA